GUACCUACCUACCUAAGCGGGUAGUUUCGCUACAGGUAGGUAGGUACCUAAUGUACCUUUAUACCUAGGGCUCCUGCAGUUGCGAUCUUUACCUAGCCUCAUUUGCAUCUGCCUAGCCUCAUUCGCGCCAGCCUAUCCCAAGCUUUCUGUAGUUGUGGAUAGGGAUGGAGCUUCGAUCAUUUUUUUUCUUCAUCCCCACACCUUGGUGAUGACCUCACUCGCCAACGCAGUCUCCAGAAAGUCCUCGCCAUCGACUGACCAACAUUCGACUUCUGGAGGUGUUUAUUCACCGUCGUCGCGCCGUAAGCUUGCAUCGCCUCGCCGGAGUUUGCCUGUGCAAGAUCUGUCGAGCAGAUUCGACCUCUUCAGCAUCGCUCUAGCCCGGUCAUAUAAUUCGUCCCUGCUGUUAUUGGCUCCCUUAGCUCAUUUCACAUCCCGGUCCUCGUCCCGGACGUUUCCUUUCGGUAAACGCAGAUGAUCUGCUAGGUUCAUGUUACUCGCCAUGACCUGACCUUAUUAGAGAAAUAGUUACGUGCGGUAGUGAUCCCGAGUGUUAUCGACCCAUAUAAUCACUGCGGAGCAGUGAAUCGCAGGCCUGGGCUAAUCAAAAGGCAAUAAUGUCUGUCGUGGCCGAUCAAGUACGGCAGCUGGACGCGCAGCUAGACCGCAUCCCCCUAAGCUAUCUGACAGACUCCGCCGCCACCCGUGCCUCUAUAGACUUGGAUAGUCCUCGGGCGAAGGAAUUGCUGAGGACCGUCAAGGCUUUGUCGGCACCUUCGGGCCCCAACGCUGUCCUUCUCCCUCAGCAGAUCCUAUCUCUUCUGUCUCAAUCCAGGUUGUUACCGGCAAAUUUCGAGGAGGCGCUGCCAAAUCAGUACGAAGCAGAGCUUGAGUGGAUUCUGGUCGGCAAAGCAACCCUCCAGACCUAUGGCAUAAUCUUGCAUGCCUUGCUCGACCAGAUCAUCCCGCUAAGCGACCAUAUCUGGUAUUGGGACGAUGUGCUUUCUUCCCCCACCUACACCAGCCUUUACAUGGUGCAAACCUCACCGGUCCGGCUAUGGGCUUGGUCGAGAGAGAUUUACGAGGAUAGCAAGGCCAGAUUUCAGUUAUAUGCUAGUGGCGGCGCGUCAGCCACUGGUUCCGAGGCUGGGCCGGACACGCAGUCUCUUCAGGCCGGUCUCGCUCAACAAUGGAAGCGGUUCUACGAAAUCGUAAGGGAGAGCAUCCGCGAGAAGUCACUAACCAACCUACAACGGACCGUUAUGUCUCCGGUCGCCCUCUGCCGGUCCGAAGCCCGCCAGAAGCAAGCAAAGCUGAAGAAGCUGAAGGAGAUGACCUCGAGCGCCCUUGGCGUCUUAAUCGUCGAAGGGCUGGUCUUUGGCGCGAACGGGAGCGAUGACGGUAAGGCCGACACGAUCCUCUCGGCAAAGCAGGAGUGGAAAAGCGUAGUCGAGCGCAGUGCUAUCCUGAUGGACAUGGUGCUCAAAGAUGUGUUGGCCCCCAACCUCAGGGUUUCUGACUUUGAAGAUAGAGUCUUCGCAGGCGUCCAAGAGGACCCCGAGCUGUCGACCCAGGCCGAAGAAGACGAGGUAAACCGACCGCUUAUGGUGGCUAGAAGGCUUCAGGAUCUGCUAGAAUACCAUUUGCCGGCGCACCUACAGGACACGAAAGAGCUGGUGGCGGACAAUGGGCGACCGUCGAGGCUCGUAAGAUACUGGCUCCCCAGUAUAUCUCUUCUCCUCUCGUCGACUACUGUUCUUCGGAUACUCGUCAAUAAGAAGCAGGAGAUCGUACAUUGGAUUAGAGAUCUCGGUGCGACCGUACGCGAUUUCUGGUUCAAUUGGGUGAUCGACCCUGUCCGAAAAAUUGUCGGGACCAUCCGCCACGAUUCCAAUAGCGAGAUAGCCAUCAUGAGCCGGGAUAGCCUCAAGGCGGAUAGGGAGAGUUUGGAGCGUAUGGUCGUCGACUUUGCUCUCGACAAGUCGGGUGCCGCAACCGGGGCAUCGGCGAUCUCGGAAGCGCAAGUCGCCGAGAUCAGGGCCAAGGUUCGGGAGGGAGAUGUGACGCCGAUCCUCCGCGCGUACGAGAAGGACCUGCGUACGCCCCUCAUGGGCACCGUCCGAGGCGAUCUGGUUCGAACGUUGCUGAUCCAGGUGCAGAAGACGAAGGUGGAUGUGGAGGUGGCGAUGAGCGGGAUUGAUUCUCUGCUGAAGAGUCAGGAGCUCGUCUUCGGCUUUGUAGGCCUGACGCCAGGUAUCCUGGUGUCCGUCGGGGCAGUGCAGUACUUGCGCGGGGUGUUCGGGGGGAGAAAGGGGUUCCGCGAGAGCCGAAAGGCGGGCAGAUGCGUGCGGGUUCUCCGCAAUAUCGACCGGAUCCUCUCCGACGCAACGCCCUCGCCGAACAACGUGCUCCCGUACAAGGACCACGGCCUUCUCAUAAGCGAGGUGCACGUGCUGCGCCAGCUGGUGCAUAGUCUCCUCCCGGCAGACAUCGAGAAGGACUUCCUGGAUGACUUGGAUGACCUCGCUAACCUCAAGGGCAUCAUGUCGCAGCUGCGCGCGCUGGCUAGGAUACGCUGGGCCUAUUCUAAGUGGCUGAGGUAGUAAGGAGCUUGCUUGCAUGCAUAUACUAGGGGACUUGGACUGGAGAAGCAUCAAUGCAUAUGAGAGGUAUUCUGUAGACGAAACGUAUCGAGGUACAGUUCAGUGCAGGGAAUCGGUAGCACCAUUAUGCAGCCCUUCCGAAUCAUCCCUUAUUAAGGGCAAGCGAUGCUCGUAGCCACGAUAGAUGGUUGUCUCGAGUAAACAUCUCGGAAGCUCGUAGCUCUAUCGGCUUGCUACCCCGGGUACAAUACCGAGGGAGGCAGGGUUGGGGUUGAGUCAGGGUCGCGCAAACAUUGUGUGCCUUGGGUACGUACAUACCUCGGCAGGUGUAGGUACCUAGACUGCGGGUGCUAUAGGUACCGGACCUGCCUGUAGCUGCUAUAAACCACUUAGCUUCGCUGAGCUUAGUGUAGGUUAGGUUGUGUUGUAUUCCAACCGGUCUGGUAACAUUAAGUAGUUCAACGGACGUGGCUCAGAGAGGAACCUAACCUAUUUAAAGGUGUUGUUGC
Molecule: messenger RNA, 3112 nt
Organism: Durotheca rogersii
Lineage: Eukaryota; Fungi; Ascomycota; Sordariomycetes; Xylariales; Xylariaceae
Product: ATP synthase regulation protein NCA2
Exons: 2
Coding region: 618-2603 (661 amino acids)
Cellular component (GO): mitochondrial outer membrane
Source: RefSeq, a predicted model, not a curated record